Recurvomyces mirabilis is the source of this 429-nucleotide messenger RNA. RefSeq lists its product as uncharacterized. The record is from RefSeq and is a predicted model, not a curated record. NCBI's taxonomy places the organism in Eukaryota, Fungi, Ascomycota, Dothideomycetes, Mycosphaerellales, Teratosphaeriaceae. The transcript is spliced from 2 exons. The coding region runs from base 1 to 429 and encodes 142 amino acids.
AUGCUUCCCGUCCUCCGCACUGCUCGUCCAGCGACAGUCGACAGUACAGCAAAAGCAUGGCUAGCAGGCUUCCACACCACUCCUCUCACCAAAGCCAAGGACACCACGGUGUCUCCCCCAGAGCAGCAGGAUAGUUUGAAAGCCGGAGCAGCCAAAGCAGUACAGGACAAGCAAGAACCGCACAAAACGCAAGCCCAACUCGACGAAGAGCUCAAGCAGAAGCUCGCUGGUAUCUCGGGCGAUGGAGGAGAUGCUGGGGUCGAGUACGAGGACGGGCAGCCCGUGUCCAUGAAACGGAGCGUGAAGAAUAACAUGUUUCGACACCUCAUCACGCAAGAAAUUAUAGGUCUAGAUCGAACAGACGGCCAUACUAGAAGCCCGAACUACGCCGAUGUAUCACUCACAAAAACGAUGGAGGAGAUGCAUUAA